Enterobius vermicularis (human pinworm) is the source of this 249-nucleotide messenger RNA. The record is from the annotation of a GenBank genome assembly. NCBI's taxonomy places the organism in Eukaryota, Metazoa, Nematoda, Chromadorea, Rhabditida, Oxyuridae.
AUGGUCACAAAUAUUCGUUUAUUUAUGCAAAUCUUUGAUUAUUCAAACUGUUCGAGGCUUUGUUCUCGUCAAUUUUGGUUUCUGAAGUGUAGCGGUUUUCGGACAAUUGACGACUGGGUUUCACAGGGGGAACUGCAUUAUCUGUUCACCGGUCUUUUGGUUUCGUUGGCUUACGCUAACAAAACAGUGGAUGAUGACACGAUGGAAGAGGAAGAAGGACGAGUCAGGGUGGUGGGAGGACAGAAGUGA